AUGAUGAUAGGUAUUGCGAUCCGGUCGCAGCCGUACAAAAGAUGCACGACGUUUUCGAGUCCACGACGUCUCCAACUUCUCCAACAACAUGUACGUCUUCGUUUUCUCCGGCGUCGUUCUACCGCUUCUUGCCUUCGCUCGUCAACAACGUUCGUUCUUAUUAUCCUUUCUAGUCUAGACUAGGACUUCCCUUUGAAUUCUCGAACACACGAAAAUUUUAAAACCUCCAAACAACUAUUUUUGAAUUUUUUUAUCCAGGAAGGGAUGAACUUCAAAAAUUUAACAUUAUUACAGCUCAAAAUGUCUGAAUUUGAUUGAAAAAAUCUCAGCGCUCCUCUCGCAUUUUUCGGAAACAGUCUUUUCAGAGUUCUACCACCCGGACAUACAGCCAUCCUACAGUAGACAAACUCCUUACCGCGAAGCGUCCCUGAUUCCCGAGCCUACCUUCGGCAUCGGUCACGGACGACCUUUCGCCAAAGAAGACGAUGGCUAUCGACGGCAAUGGCCGAGUUCUUUUCCGGACGGUUUCUUCAGCGGAGAUGGACCAAGGCAUCGUGGACGCGAAAAGGCUCGACCAGGCUCUGGGGAGAGUGGAGGCGACGAAGAUCGGCGACCAGAAUUUCUGAAGAAUUCGGACCAGAAACACUCAAGAGGACGAGAACCUCUCCGCUCGACGUCAGAAGAAAGCAGAGCUUCAAAUGAGGAGAACAGAAGCCCAAGAGUAGUUUCGCAUCCUUUUUUGCACGAAAGAAAAGGCUUACAGUUUAGUAGUGAAGAAAAUAUUCCCCGGUCUGAACACAGUUCGAACUCUCCAGCCUCAGAGGCAGAGGAAAAGGCGUACGAAAAGAAAAGACGGAUUCCAUUUCCUGAAGAAAAAAAGGAAGAUUUAAAGCUGACACCUGCAAGAUUUUCGUCAAACUCGAAAGAAAAUGAAAACCAGAUCGUCGAGUCAGAUAAGAGCAGAACUGGCACCAAAUUAGUCGGAGUAAACAUGCAGAUGGUAGCUGGCUUUUACCCUCGGAAAAGCGUCCAGGAUGACCGACGUGAACUACCUGGACGGUUCACGCCAACAUCUGAAGCUGAAAAGACGAAGGCCCAGAAAGAAGAUGCCAAACUUUCAGGAGUUCUGAUGUCGCUGAAAAAAGGAAAUCCAAAUAUUCCAUCUGACUCUAUGGAAGAAACGCAAAAUACAAAGGUAGCUGAACGCAGAGAAAGCAGGUCCGAGAAGAACGCUGAGCUAGAGAAAGGUCAUGGAAGAGAGCGUCCGUUUCCAGCCUCGCAAUUCCCAGGUGAAAGCGCGUUUGAAAAAGUAAGAAAAAAGUUUUAUUUACAGAUUUUAAUGGGUUUCGACCGUUCCAAUCAGUAUUCCCAUCCGGAGGAUUCGGUGGUUUUGGCAGUGCUGAGGGUAGUCCUUGGAACAGGCCUCGAAGUCCUGCCAAUAGACCGCCUUGGGACGUCGAUGGCUCGAAUGAAGACCGACGUGCUCCGAACCGACGAGAUCCUCACGAGCGUAAUGAAAAACAAAAAAACAAACCACUUUCUGAGAGCUUCCCCGAAGAAGUAACGCCUUCGGGUGAAGAUGAACGCAAAUCUCUAGAAGCAGCAGAAAAGCCAGCGGAGAUAAAAUCCAAACAAUCGUUUGUGUUGGAACAAAAACCAGGACCUGAUAAAGCAGAUUAUAGGUUUCCGAUGCCAGAGUCCUUGCAAGAUCGGCAAAAGAAGGACAACGACAGAAUUAAAACCUCCUACUCGAAAAGUCAAGUGUCUUCGAACCCUCUGACGUCGGCGACUGCAACAAACGCUGAAGCGUCAAAUUCUACCUCUCCAACUAAGGGACCAUCCGAAGAAAACAUCAUCUUGCCUACGGAGCCGCUGAAAUCUUCUCCCCUGAUUUAA
Messenger RNA from Caenorhabditis auriculariae, 1896 nucleotides. NCBI's taxonomy places the organism in Eukaryota, Metazoa, Nematoda, Chromadorea, Rhabditida, Rhabditidae. The record is from the annotation of a GenBank genome assembly.